CUCCUGUGAUAUGAUCUUCUCGAUCAUCAUUUCACCGCUGGUGGGUAACACCGGCAAAGACACUUUUGAUCGAGGUUGCAUCCCGUAACAAAACCCCGCAGACGAACAUCUAGGAACCAUGGGAUGAUCGGCCAUCCAAGCCCCUCCCGAAGCCCUCGAUGCUUCUUUGCUUUAGGCUGAAUAUUAAGAAGAAGAUCAACGUCAGUACACGACAUCUCGCGACAAGCAAAUGCAAGAUAUAAGCAAUGCAGUUCAAGGUCAGCAUGAAGGAUCCUCGAUUCAUCUACAUUUGACACGCAAUGGGUCUUUGGCAUUCAGUUUUCACUUCUUUGGCUACUGUCCUAGUAGCCUGCGAUUUGGUAUUGGGCUACAAUGUGAGCACAGGAUACAUUGCCCCGAAUUCGACAGGUGUUCGCAUUCAGCAUGGCUUCGAGACUGUGUUGGUGCAGCCUUAUGGAUAUGACGGCUUUCGUGUUCGAGCGUGGGCCUUUCGACCACCUACUGGCAAUGAGAUCAGUUUUCUUUACGAUCCCCCUGUUGAAGGACCUGAGAACGGCAAAGCUCGUGGAAUGAGUUACGACACGAAAUCAAAUGGCAAUACCUCUGUGUCUAUACGCAACGGCAAUGCGAUUUUCAGGACUUACGGGCUAGACAAAGGUCACUAUCGACUUGCCUUCUAUCGUGUUGAGCCCAAUGGUUCUGAAACACUACUCACAAACGAGUACAAUCCUGUCAAGUCACUCAAUCCUAGAUACUACUCUUGGAAAGGAUCUGGAAGCGAGUUCUCUGCAGCAUUCUCCUUCAGCACCGAUCCGGAUGAGCAAAUUUACGGCACUGGUACGCAGCAAGACCAUUUGGUAAACAAGAAAGGCUCGGUGAUUGAUCUGAUCAACUUCAAUACUCAUAUCCCCACGCCUAUGUUUAUGAGCAGCCGAGGAUAUGGGUUCGUCUGGAAUUCCGCUGCGGAAGGGCGCAUGGAGUUUGGCCCCUUACGCAACCGCUUCACUUCCGAAUCGACAACAGUUGUGGACUAUGCCAUCGUCAGCGCUCCUCAAGGUGAUUACGAUGGUCUGCAACAAAGACUCUCUGCCAUCACUGGUCGAGCACCCACACCUCCGGACUUCUCUCUCGGCUAUCUGCACUCAAAACUACGCUAUGAGAACCAGACCGAGGUCUUACUGCUUGCACAGAAUUUCCACAACAGAAGUAUUCCAGUAUCAAUGAUCGUCAUUGAUUAUCAGUCAUGGGCACAUCAGGGAGAUUGGGGUCUGGAUCCUGCACUGUGGCCGAAUGUCUCACACAUGGCUCAGCAAGUAAAGCGACUUACUGGAGCCGAGAUGAUGGCCUCUCUCUGGCCCAGUGUCGAAGAUGCAAGCGUGAACUACAUCGAAAUGCAGGCCGAUGGUUAUCUUUCUGCGACCCGUUCUGGACCGGGUAUCACUGACUCUUGGAACGGAACAUACAUCCGCAACUACGACUCUACGAACCCUGGCGCGCGUCAAUUCUUAUGGGAUACUUUGAGACGCAACUACUAUGACAAAGGCAUCAAAAACUUCUGGAUUGAUCAAGCAGAUGGUGGUGCACUAGGAGAAGCUUGGGAGAACAAUGGACAGCAAUCGUAUAUUCAGAGCAUUCCUUAUCCUUUGCCUGAUGUGUUGUACCACGCUGGCACACAAAGCAGUGUCGGAAAGCUGUAUCCCUGGGCCCAUCAACAAGCAAUUGAAGAAGGCCAGCGUAAUGCUUCAAACACCCAGCAAGGAUCUGCAUGCGACUCCCUCUCGCUUUCUCGGUCUGGCUAUAUCGGGUCUCAACGUUUCUGCAGUAUGAUCUGGUCGGGCGAUACUGUCGCAAAUUGGGAGACUCUAGGUUCUCAGAUUCCCAAUGCUCUUUCGGCUUCUGCAACAGGAUGGGGUUGGUUUACUGUUGAUGCUGGUGGCUUUCAAGCUGACUCCUCAAUCGAGUGGAGCAACAACAUUGACAGACCUCAGUACCGCGAAUUGUAUGUCCGUUGGUUGCAAUGGACUACCUUCAUACCUUUUAUGCGCAACCACGGAAGCAGGAGCUGCGAUACUCAGAGCGCUUUCACCUGCGACAACGAGCCAUGGACGUACGGUGCAGAAAAUACGCCAAUCAUUGUUUCGUACAUCAACCUUCGCUAUCAGCUGUCGGCUUACCUCCGCAACACGUUUGCCAAGUUCUCUCAGACUGGCAGAAUGAUUAUGCGACCCCUGUACAUGGAUUUCAGCACGACUGACUCCAACAUCAGCCAAUGGACGAAGACAAACAACAACAUCACUACACAGCAGUAUAUGUUUGGACCUAGAUUGCUUGUCACACCCGUCACCUUGCCCAAUGUCACUAGCUGGGAAGUUUAUCUACCCAAGACUGCUGCUGGUGUGGACAAGCCCUGGACAUACUGGUGGAGUAAUGUCACUUACGCUGGUGGGCAGAAAGUCAAUGUGAGUGCGCCUCUGGAGCAUAUCCCUCUUUUCCAUCUUGGUUCGCGGGAAGACGUUAUGAGCGGAAAUGUCUUUUAGGUCACUGUAUGCAAAAUUGCAUGUCUAGCCAAUCAGCUACAUAUUACCAAGCCAAGAUCAGCUACUUCCGAAGGAUCAGAAUCCUCAUGAGUCAUGUACCCUGGCGUUCAAUGACAUUUGCCAAAUUCAACUCUCCGUGUUCGUUUGCCUUACCUUCCAUAGCCUUGGG
Messenger RNA from Aureobasidium pullulans EXF-150, 2706 nucleotides. RefSeq lists its product as uncharacterized. The coding region runs from base 300 to 2537 and encodes 745 amino acids. Gene Ontology annotation, molecular function: hydrolase activity, hydrolyzing O-glycosyl compounds; carbohydrate binding. The record is from RefSeq and is a predicted model, not a curated record. The transcript has a single exon. Gene Ontology annotation, biological process: carbohydrate metabolic process. Lineage: Eukaryota; Fungi; Ascomycota; Dothideomycetes; Dothideales; Saccotheciaceae.